Messenger RNA from Paramuricea clavata, 679 nucleotides. The record is from the annotation of a GenBank genome assembly. NCBI's taxonomy places the organism in Eukaryota, Metazoa, Cnidaria, Anthozoa, Malacalcyonacea, Plexauridae.
AUGGCCGAGUUCUUUUCACCAGCCGAGAUAUACCCACCCUUCGGCCUGUCAGACCAUAACACUGUUCUCGUGAGACCAAAGGAAAGAGAAAUAGGCCAGUCUUCAAGAAAAUUCGUUACAGUUAGAGAUACGAGAGCAAGCAACAAGGCCGCACUUGGGCGAUAUUUAAGUAGCAUAGCCUGGGCGUCAACUAUUAAUAGUAAAGACAACUGUACUGGAAAGUUAGAUACGUUAACUGACCUAAUAAAAAUUGGUCUGAAUCAUAUCAUGCCAGAGAAAGUGAUCAAAGUCCACACCAAUGAUGCCCCAUGGAUGUCCACUAAGCUAAAAGAUCUAAUACGUAUGAGACAAGUAGCCUUCUACUCUAACAAUAAUAGCAUUCAAUUCAAGUUUUACCGCAACGCCGUCAACAGAGAAAGGAAAUUGUGCAAAGCUAAAUAUUAUGCCUCAAAAGUCCAAGAUUUGAAAGGGGCCAAUCCCCGUCAGUGGUGGAAAGAAGUUAAAAAAAUAAGUGGAUCCGUAAAUAGCAUCCAAUUGAUGAGCAGUCUUAAUGUCCCUGGAUAUGAUAAUUUGUCCCACAAGGAAAUAGCCGAUGCUAUUAAUGCCUCCCUUCUUGAACCUCUGCAGGAGUACAACCCCCUCGAUCCUAGUACUGUCAACUUGCCAGGGGAAGAACUAG